Molecule: messenger RNA, 834 nt
Organism: Ilyonectria robusta
Lineage: Eukaryota; Fungi; Ascomycota; Sordariomycetes; Hypocreales; Nectriaceae
Exons: 3
Coding region: 1-834 (277 amino acids)
Molecular function (GO): acetylpyruvate hydrolase activity
Source: RefSeq, a predicted model, not a curated record
AUGCCCUUCCAACGUUUGAUUCGGUUUGAAGACGAAAAUGGGGAAGUCUGCCUUGGCAAUCUCAGCGAAGAAAUCCACACCCAGAAGAUAGAAGGGUCCAAAGUCCAUUUGCUGCACGAUGAUGGUGCCAAUUCCUAUUCAGUCGGGCACGAAACAAGAACUGUCAAGAAGCUAUUGUCUCCUCUAGCAGCGACGCCACUUGUCAUUUGUGUUGGACUGAAUUAUCAUGCGCAUGCUACAGAAGCGUCUCUUACGAUUCCUAAAUAUCCUGUUAUUUUCACCAAACCUGCCGAUGCGCUAGCCGGGCCUUUCGAUAGCAUUUCCGUUCAUCCCGACGCUCAAGUCAUGCUUGACUAUGAGGGCGAACUGACAGUAGUGAUCGGACGAGAUGCAAAGAACGUAUCGGAGGAGAAGGCGCUGAACUACGUGCUGGGCUAUACGGCUGGGAAUGAUGUCUCGGCUCGCAAUUUUCAGACUCCUGACGUCUCAGGUGGUCAGUUUUGCUAUGCAAAGUCCUUCGACAAGUUUGCACCUAUUGGGCCGGCUAUAGUCUCAACGUCGAUUAUUCCGGAUCCUGCGAAGCUCGAAUAUACAACCAAGGUGAACGGCGAGCUUCGCCAAAAGACAAAAACGUCGGAUUUAAUCUGGAGUGUGAGACAGCUUAUAGCACAUCUCAGUCGGGGGACAACACUGAGGAAAGGGACUCUGAUUAUGACUGGGACACCUUCUGGUGUGGGAUUCUUCAUGAACCCCAAAGGUUUUCUUAAAAACGGGGAUGUGGUUGAGAUUGAAAUCUCUCAGAUAGGGCUUAUUGCCAACAAGUUUGAGUUUUAA